This is a messenger RNA of Cygnus olor (mute swan), 2606 nucleotides long. RefSeq names its product BCL2 like 11 (gene BCL2L11). The record is from RefSeq and is a predicted model, not a curated record. The transcript has 3 exons. Lineage: Eukaryota; Metazoa; Chordata; Aves; Anseriformes; Anatidae. Gene Ontology annotation, biological process: meiosis I. The coding region runs from base 1 to 615 and encodes 204 amino acids.
AUGGCCAAGCAGCCCCCCGAGGCGAAGGCGCAGCGCGGCCGCCAGGCUGGGCGGCUGCCGCCGGCCGAGGGGCCGGGCCCGGCGGCGCAGCUGAGGCCCGGAGCCCCCGCCGCCCUGCCCGGCCUCCCCGCAGCCGCCUCGUCCUCCUCCUCGCCGUCGUCGUCGGCCGCCGCCCGGCCCGUCUCGCCCGGCAGCCCGCCGCGGGCGCAGCCGCCGCCCGCCAGCCCCGGCCCGUUCGCCACCCGCUCGCCGCUCUUCAUCUUCGUGCGGAGGUCGCCGCUGCUGUCGCGCUCCUCCAGCGGCUACUUCUCCUUCGAGGCCGAGCGCAGCCCCGCGCCCAUGAGCUGCGACAAGGCCACGCAGACCCCCAGCCCGCCCUGCCAGGCCGUCAGCCACUACCUGAGCGCCAUGGCUUCCAGGUGGCGGUCUCACUUGCUAGCAGAAGAAAUACAGCCAGAAAUAUGGAUUGCACAGGAGCUGCGGCGCAUUGGAGAUGAAUUCAAUGCCUCCUAUUGUCCGAGAAGGGGUUUCUUGGAUAACCAUGUUGGAAACCCCCAGAUCGUUAUUCUGCGCCUCCUGCAUUAUAUCAUCCGCCUCAUCUGGAGGAUGCAGUGACGCCAUGCGGCGCGGGGCGCUGGGACUUGAUGACUUCUUCCAAAAAAACCAUGAAGAAGAGCUGGUGCCAGAGCCUGGCACUUCGAAGCCGCCCUCCCUGCCGGGACGCACGAUGGCUGGAUGAGGGUGAAUUUCCCACACGGACCUGCCAGGACUCCCCAAAGCCGGAUUUUAUCUGAGAGUGGUGUUUACUGUGUUUCUCUCAAUUUUAAAAAAAAUCUUUUUUAAAAAGGACUUAGAAAAUACUCAAUGAUGAUCGACUCCUGUUUCGUCAUCGCUUCCGGGAACUUGUCGGCUCAUCUUGGAUAUUCCCAAAAAAACAGCGGAGCCGGCUGAUUUGCAGAGCUGCCUUAGUUUGUGCCGCAGCCACUGCGCUGCUGCCUCCUCCUGGCUGCCAAAGAGGAUGAGGAGGGAAGAAGGGCAGAGGGAUUUCAAUCAGCACUUCUCUUACCUGUAAAUACCUAAUGCUACCCCAAAUCCAACUUCAUUUGCAUCAUGCAAAUAGCCUAUUUCCUGCUGACUGAUUUUUUUAUAUAUAAUUUUUUUUUUAAAUUCUGAAUUUCAAGACUUAGCUGUCAGAUUCCCAGGGUCCAAAAUAUCACAACCAACUAACCAAACAAAAAACAAUCCACCAGGUUGCCUUUUUUUAGAAAUUCUUUCUAUAAGACGUGUGAAAAUGCUUCUGUAUUGUAUAUUAUAAUAUAUAACGGUGACUGAGUAAUUCAGCAAUAAAACAUUCUUGGAGGCAGGUUAAAACAGUUCCCAAAACACUGCAGUUUUGCACCCAGAGACAGGUCCUGCUGCUUGACUCCAGGAACUGUUUUAAGGCAUGGUUAGUGUGUUGCUGUUAAACCCAGGAGAGUUUGUGGCACGUUGGAUGUUUCCUGGGAUGUUCUGUUCAGACAGGACCAGGAUGAUGGGAGAAGCCAGCCAGCUACAGGCAUGGAGAUGAAGACCCCAAAGGUUCCUGCAAGGGGAUCCAGCUGGAAGAAGGGCCAUGGCAGUGCUGCAGGACACGGACUUGCACGUGCCUGCUGUUCAGGUGGCACCAACCUAUCGGUGACUUGCUUGAUGUGGAGCGUUGGGUCUGCUCCCCACUGACUGCCUUGGGAGGUCUUCUCCAUGUGCCAUGUCUCCUCCUUCCAGCCAGGAAGACCUCAGCGUGAUUGUUGCCUCAGGACAAUGCUGUGUCUCUUCUCCCAGCUGUAGACCAUCCCGUGUGGCUCAGGAAGCUUUAUGAGAAGCCCAGGAGGCCACCAGCAGCAGCAGGAUCCGUGUCCCUGCAGAUGGAGGCCCCACCACCAUCUCUGGUUCAUCUCAUGCGGGAGGCUUCUGCACGGCAGGCGCUUUUGGGGCGUGCAGUUGCUCCAACUGCCCGCGUAUCUAUGCACAAACAUACUUCUCUCGCCUUCAAAGCUGUCCUCUUCCCUCUGGCUGGUGUAGAUGUUCCUAAAAUCACCUUCCAAAUGCUGCAGUUAGUUCUGGUUUCACCAGCACCAUAGAAGAAAAAGCAAACCCAGCCCCACAAUAGCGUUUUUUUCCUACUGUGUUGCAAUAUAUGUGCCAGGAGAAGCUGUUCUGAGUGCCAUUGUUUGAAGAUCAGUGUUUCCAUGCUGGAAGAGCUGUACAAUCUGACCUCUAUGCACUGGCUGGUAGGCAAUGACCCAUUGGUGGCUGCGUGCCCCUGAUUGCACUCGUUGGAAGGAUUAUGGAGCGAUUUUAGUAUGUUUUUUUUUUCUGGUCCUGCAAGACAAGCAUCUCUUGCGGGAGAUGGCCUUGGCUGCAGGGAUGACUCGAGAAGAAUAUUUUAGAGGGGGAACCUCUGCACUUGUGGAGAGCGAGCAGCUGCCACGUCCACCGACCCCGGCUGGGCUGGAGGCUGCGCUGCCCUGAGCACGUCCCGUGGAGCACACCAAAGAAUCGCGGCCGGCGCCCAGCACUUUACCCCGUCCUCCCGGCCCCGUGCCGCGGAAAAACUCCAUGAGUCCCUG